UUGAGUGUUCCAGCAGGACAACGUAGGGUAACUUUAAGGUUUUGGAGCCUCAACCCCAAUGAAAAUUCAGAAAUUAAGAAAUGUCUGACCAUACAAAAGAUAUUGCAGAGAAGACAAAUAGGAUUAACUAUAAUUAAUUAACUAUAAUUGCUAUAGUUUAUAACUUUUUUUUUUUAUUUAGAUAAUUUCUAAUCUAGUUCACUCAGACCUGAGAUUAUUUUUUUUUACUGAUUAGGGCAGAGUUUCCUUUUGUGCAUCUUAACUGGGAAAAGAGAGAUUGAGAGAAAGAGAGAGAGAGUGUGUCCAAGUGUGAUAGUGUUCUCCUUCUACCAUUUCACACUGAUCUUUGUGCUUCGAUGCUUGUGGGAAACUCAGCCCAGAGUGUCUAAUGUAAUAGUCAUCACACUGAAUGGCGAGGCCGUGCAUGGUGCAGCAUUAAGAUCAGCUCAGAUCCCCAUUAGACCAUAACAGGAGUUGGAGACAAAAUGGACAAACGGCGCAGUUGGAUCGUUGCAUCGGCUGCGCUUCUGCUCUUCUUGUCUGUGGCUCUGCUCUUGCUCACGGUGCAUGUGGAUGAGAUCCAGGAGCCUCCACAAAAUAUGUAUGGGAUCGUCCUGGAUGCUGGUUCCUCUCACACGACCAUGUACGUGUACAGAUGGCCGGCGGACAAACAGAACGGCACGGGCGUGGUAACCCAGCACAGUGACUGCAAGGUGAAAGGCGGAGGUAUUUCUAGUUAUGCUGGUCAGCAGGGCGCUGCAGGUCGCAGUCUGGAAGCAUGCCUGAAACAAGCCAUGGUGGACGUUCCUCAAGCACGCCAUCACCUCACACCCGUGUACCUGGGAGCUACGGCAGGCAUGAGGCUCUUGAACAUGUCCAGCCCUGAGAAGUCAACGCAAGUUCUGCAGGAAGUGGAACAAGCCAUCAAAUCAUUUCCUUUCAAAUUUAAAGGAGUGAAAAUCUUGAGUGGGAAGGAGGAAGGAGCCUACGGAUGGGUCACCGUCAACUAUCUCCUAGAAAACUUCAUCAAGUAUGGCUUUGUAGGCCGGUGGUUAAACUCGGGCAGACAGACGGUUGGUGCGCUGGACUUAGGAGGAGCGUCCACUCAGAUCACGUUUGUCAACCAGGAGAAAGUCGAGGAUUUGGAGAACAGCAUGACUUUGCGUCUCUACGGACAGGACUAUUCUCUGUACACACACAGCUACCUGUGCUAUGGAAAAAUGGAGGUUCUGCGCCGACUUCUGGCCCAUCUCUUUGCGACACAAACCAGCACCGGCACCGUGCACCAUCCGUGCUACCCUUCUGACCACAGAGAGACCCUGAAUCUCCGAGACGUCUUUGAUUCGCCUUGCAUCAAAACACAGCGGCCUGCAUUAUAUAACCCUGAGACACCUUUGAUCAUACGAGGCACGGGCAACUACCAGCACUGUCUGGGGAAUGUAUCCGAGAUCUUCUCCUUCAAAAACUGUCGGUUCUCCCGGUGCUCCUUUGAUGGAGUCUUCCAGCCCAACACCAGUGGCAGCUUCAUGGCUUUUUCAGCCUUCUUCUUCACGCACAGCUUCCUAAAGAUGAGCACAGGCAUUUCCAGCAGCACCCCGGAUCAGCUCCAGCAGGCCGCUCAGGCUGUGUGUAACAUGUCCCUCGUGAAGAUGUCUAAGGAUUUUCCAGAACAGAAGUCAUACCUAAGGGAUUACUGUGCGCUUAGUGUAUACAUCCAGGUUCUUCUGCUGAAGGGCUACGGCUUCGACGAUCUCUCCUUCCCCAGAGUUUCCUUUCAGAGAAAAGCUGGGGACUCCUCUCUAGGCUGGGCGUUGGGUUACAUGCUGAGUAUGAGUAAUAUGUUACCCGAGGAGAGUGUAAAUUCGAGAAGAGCCCUGCACCCUGGAGCCUGGAUCUCCCUCCUGCUUCUCCUGGCACUCCUCAUCAGCAGUAUGCUCAUAUUCAUCGUUCUUCAAGCAAGCCGAAAGAACAAGAGUAACGUCUGAUCGCGACCGAUCAGGGGCGAAUAAGGAUGGCACCUGCUUCCCUUUUAGGAUGUGAAAAAGCUGGAAAAUAAUUAAAUAAGACUUUCUAAUCUCUUAGAAACAAGCAAAAGUAUUUAUAGUACAGCAAAGUGGAAUUAUUAAUAACAUUAACCACCUGAGAUAGUCGUUUUAGCCUCUUGGUUUUGUGAGACUGGAUUUAAGACACUGAAUCUUAUAUACAUAUAUAAAAUGAGCCAGUAAUAUUGUAUUAUACGGACAAAUUUCCAUUAAUUCCUAUGGAAUGGCACAUGUUCCAAGAGCCCUGAUGCUCAUCCCAAACAGUUCGGGGUACAGGGGUUAGCAACACUACUUCACUACGGAAACACUAAUCAGCCAACGAUGCAUGUCUUUAGACUGUUGAGAAACAAAGGUACCCAGACAAAACCCAUCAAGCACAGGAAGAACUCAGACCACGCACACAGAGUCGAGAUUCAAACCCCCAACGCUGGAGGUACGAGGCAACCGUCCUAACCAUCGAGUCAUGAUGCCUGGAACUGUAUUGUUUUAAUAGAAUUUUUUUUUAUUAACAUUUUAAAUAAAAUUAGCUCUCUUAGUGUAAAAUUAAUUAACCCAGAUAUCCAGGGGAUGUUAGCUAAACAUUAUUACAGACUUUUUUUUUUUAACUGUGUUUAACUAUAAA
Molecule: messenger RNA, 2664 nt
Organism: Clarias gariepinus (North African catfish)
Lineage: Eukaryota; Metazoa; Chordata; Actinopteri; Siluriformes; Clariidae
Gene: entpd2b
Product: ectonucleoside triphosphate diphosphohydrolase 2b
Exons: 9
Coding region: 486-1985 (499 amino acids)
Biological process (GO): nucleoside diphosphate catabolic process
Cellular component (GO): plasma membrane
Molecular function (GO): GDP phosphatase activity; UDP phosphatase activity
Source: RefSeq, a predicted model, not a curated record